AUGGGGGCCAGCGGCCGGGUCUCGCCGUCGUCGUCGCUGGUGUCGCGUCGCUCUAGGGUUAGGAUGCCAUCUCAAGUCAUGGAUCCGAGGAGCCACCACCCCCAGUUCAGCAAUCCAACCGUGGCUGCGUCCUCCUUCUCUGAGGAGCAGCUUCGCCUUCCCACAGAGAGGCAGGUCGGAUUUUGGAAGCAGGAGUCGUUGCAUCACAUUGGAAGCAAGUCAGUUGCAUCUUCUCCAAUUGAAAAGCCCCAACCCAUUGGGACAAAAACUGUGGCUCGGAUAGAUCCACAACCAUACAAGCUGAGAGACCAGAAGACUGCAUUUAGCCUUGAGCACAAGACUUUUGGUCAAGAGAGACAUGUUAACUUGCCAUCAUCACUGUGGAGAGCUGAUCAAGACCGUAACCUCCAAUCUGAUUCAUCUUUAUUUCCCGAUGGAAGGACUAAUCCAAAUGAGGCCUACAAUGAGAAUGGGCUUUUCUCAAGCUCCCUGUCAGAAAUUUUUGACAGAAAAUUGGGACUGAGAUCCAAGGAUGUGCUUCUUCGUCAGCCAGUUGAAAAGGUUGUUCCAACUCAUGUAGAUGAUGAACCCUUUGAGUUAACGGAGGAAAUCGAAGCGCAAAUAAUAGGAAACAUACUUCCUGAUGAUGAUGACCUACUAUCAGGUGUUCUUGAUGUUGGGUACACAGCCCAUGCUAACAAUGGUGAUGAUGUCGAUGAUGAUAUAUUCUACACUGGAGGCGGGAUGGAACUGGAAACCGAUGAAAAUAAAAAAAAUACAGAAACUAAUGGUGGAGCUAAUGAUGGUCUUGGGUCGCUUAAUGGCACAAUGAAUGGUGAACAUCCAUAUGGGGAACACCCUUCAAGAACUCUUUUCGUCCGAAACAUUAAUAGCAAUGUUGAGGAUUCUGAAUUAAGGCUCCUAUUUGAGCAUUAUGGAGAAAUCAGCAACCUUUACACUGCCUGCAAACAUCGUGGUUUUGUGAUGAUAUCUUACUAUGACAUAAGAUCAGCAUGGAAUGCCAUGAGGGCACUUCAAAACAAGCCACUCAGACGUAGAAAACUUGACAUACAUUACUCCAUUCCGAAGGACAAUCCUUCGGAGAAGGAUAUUAACCAGGGGAUGCUUGUUGUAUUUAAUGUUGACCCGUCUGUAACAAAUAAUGAUAUCCAUCAGAUAUUUAGCGACUAUGGUGAAAUAAAAGAGAUUCGUGAUGCACCGCAAAAGGGCCAUCUCAAAAUUAUAGAAUUUUAUGAUGUCAGAGCAGCCGAAGGUGCAGUUCGUGCUUUAAACAGGAGUGAUCUUGCUGGCAAGAAAAUAAAAUUGGAGACUGGCCGUCUGAGUGCUGCUAGACGUUUAACACAGCACAUGUCCAAAGAGUUGGGGCAGGAAGAAUUUGGUGUAUGCAAACUGGGCAGUCCAAGCACAAAUAGCCCUCCAUUGGCUUCAUUGGGUUCAUCUAAUAUGGCAGCAAUGACAUCUUCUGGCCGUGAAAAUGGGAGUAUUCAUGGUUUGCAUUCUGGACUUCUCACAUCAAUGACCCCGUUCAGAGAGGCUUCUUUUCCGGGUCUAUCGUCUACCAUACCACAGAGCCUGUCCUCUCCCAUUGGAAUUGCAUCUGCUGCAACUCAUAGUAAUCAGGCUUCCCUUGGUGAGCUCAGCCACUCACUUAGUCGGAUGAAUGGGCAUAUGAAUUAUGGUUUUCAAGGCAUGGGCACUCUUCAUCCGCAUUCCCUUCCUGAAGUUCACAAUGGAGCAAAUAACGGCACCCCUUACAAUCUUAACACGAUGGCACCAGUUGGUGUCAAUAGCAACUCGAGAACAGCUGAAGCAGUUGACAGCAGACAUCUUCAUAAAGUGGGUUCUGGUAACCUCAUUGGGCACUCAUUUGAUCGUGCCGGUGAAGGAGCUAUGGGAUUUUCAAGAAGUGGAAGCGGUCCUGUCCGUGGUCACCAGUUAAUGUGGAAUAAUUCAAAUAACUUCCACCGUCCUCCCAAUUCCCCUGUGCUGUGGCAAAAUCCGGGAUCAUUUGUAAAUAAUGUACCGUCUCGCUCCCCAGCACAAAUGCAUGGAGUUCCAAGAGCACCAUCACACAUGAUUGAGAAUGUUCUUCCAAUGCAUCAUCAUCACGUGGGCUCUGCGCCAACAAUCAAUCCGUCACUUUGGGACAGGCGGCAUGGCUAUGCAGGGGAAUUGACAGAAGCAUCAAGUUUUCAUCCUGGCAGUGUUGGGAGCAUGGGAUUUCCUGGUAGCCCUCAGCUUCAUGGUUUGGAGCUAAAUAGCAUAUUUUCUCACACUGGUGGGAAUCGCAUGGAUCCAACCGUGUCUUCAGCUCAGAUCAGCGCACCAUCUCCUCAACAAAGAGGUCCUAUGUUCCAUGGAAGGAAUCCUAUGGUUCCCCUUUCAUCAUUUGAUUCACCUGGUGAGCGGAUGAGAAGCCGGAGAAAUGACUCAGGUGCUAACCAAUCUGAUAAUAAACGGCAGUACGAGCUUGAUGUUGACCGCAUAAUGCGGGGGGAAGACUCACGAACUACACUGAUGAUAAAGAAUAUCCCAAAUAAGUAUACCUCCAAGAUGCUCUUGGCUGCUAUUGAUGAAAGUCAUAAGGGCACUUAUGAUUUUAUUUACUUGCCGAUUGAUUUUAAGAAUAAAUGUAAUGUUGGCUAUGCUUUCAUCAACAUGACCAAUCCUCAGCAUAUCAUCCCGUUUUAUCAGACUUUUAAUGGUAAAAAGUGGGAGAAGUUUAACAGUGAGAAGGUGGCAUCACUUGCUUAUGCCAGAAUCCAAGGGAAAACAGCCCUGAUUGCUCAUUUCCAGAACUCUAGUUUGAUGAAUGAGGACAAACGCUGCCGCCCCAUACUCUUCCACUCAGAAGGUCCUAAUGCAGGAGAUCAGGAACCUUUCCCUAUGGGUACAAACAUCCGAGCCAGGUCUGGGAGAUCCCGGACUUCCUCCGGUGAAGAAAAUCACCAUGAUAUCCUGACAGUCUUGACCAACGGUGACACUUCUUCCAAUGGAGCUGACGCUUCAGGUCCUACCAAGGACACUGAGUAG
This is a messenger RNA of Miscanthus lutarioriparius, 3054 nucleotides long. The record is from the annotation of a GenBank genome assembly. NCBI's taxonomy places the organism in Eukaryota, Viridiplantae, Streptophyta, Magnoliopsida, Poales, Poaceae.